CCGGACAAGUUGAAGCUACUGUAUGCUGCGAGGAAUCCCUUCAGGAAAUUCCGUCAAUGUAAUGUCUGGGAUUAGUUUGGGUAUUUACAACAACAACAACGACAACAUACCAGUGAGAGCCGACAGACAACUGUGGAAAAUCCUUCAAGGCAGUCCCUCCUCAGUCACAACCGUUGCUUUCUUCUGGACAGACUAAUCGAAUAUCGUAGACUGCUCGCUCGUCUGUGUCCACCAUCCUUCAAUGAUUUUUUUCCUGAACCCUGAGGCGCUGAGCGUGAAUGAGAUCCAUCCUCCGAGUCACUGUAAAUAUUUUGUUUUCACUGGAUUCUACUGGAGUUGACGUAGGAUCAGCUGGUGGUCCACGCUGGUAAACAAGAACAGCUCAAGCGACAUUGGAAGAUGUGUUACUUAAUUUGUCUACGGUCUCAUAUGUAAGUCAGGAUCUCAAAGGACAAUGGACAGAGACCUGCGAUUGAUGAGGAAAGUGGAGCUGACUGGGUUUGGACACGGUCGGAGACACUCGUGCUUGGGUUUUGACCUGGAGAAUGGCCUGUCGGUGGGUCGCAGUCCACUGGACUCUCAGACUAGUCCGGGAUCUGGUCUGGUACUUCAGGCCAACUUCCCCCACAGUCAGCGCCGUGAGUCUUUUCUCUACCGCUCAGACUCCGACUUCGACCUUUCGCCCAAAACCAUGUCACGCAACUCAUCCACUGCCAGCGACCUACAUGGAGAAGACAUGAUCGUGACUCCAUUUGCACAGGUUCUUGCCAGUCUGCGAACAGUCCGAAGUAACUUUGCCGCUCUGACACAUCUGCAAGAUCGCGUGGGAAGCAAGCGGCCUUCGAGCAGCAACCAGCCGUCCAUGUGUAAGCCAUGUCUCGCAGAGGAGCCUUACCAGAAGCUUGCGAUGGAGACACUGGAAGAGCUGGACUGGUGUUUGGACCAGCUGGAGACGCUGCAGACGAGACACUCUGUCAGCGAGAUGGCGUCCAAUAAGUUUAAGAGGAUGCUGAACCGUGAGCUGACGCAGCUUUCAGAGACAAGCCGCUCAGGGAAUCAAGUGUCAGAGUUCAUUGCUAACACCUUCUUAGAGAAACAACAUGAUGUGGAGAUCCUGUCUCCACCUUCUAAGGAGAAGGAGAAGAAGAAAAGGCCAAUGUCUCAGAUCAGUGGUGUGAAAAAGGCCACGCAGAGUCCCAGCUUAGCACCGACCUGUAUCCCUCGCUUCGGAGUCAGCACACCGCAAGAGAGUCUGCUGGCCAAGGAGAUCGAGAACGUUAAUCAUUGGGGCCUGGAUAUUUUCAAGAUAGCAGAAUUUUCGGGAAACCGUCCUCUGACAGUGAUCAUGUACUCCGUCUUCCAGGAGAGAGAUCUUUUAAAAACCUUUAAAAUCCCAGUCGACACCUUCAUCACCUUCAUGAUGACCUUGGAGGACCACUACCAUGCUGACGUAGCUUAUCACAACAACAUCCAUGCAGCUGACGUGGUGCAGUCCACCCAUGUUCUCCUGUCCACCCCAGCUUUAGAGGCCGUGUUUACAGACCUGGAGAUUAUGGCUGCUCUCUUUGCAAGUGCCAUUCAUGAUGUCGACCACCCAGGAGUCACAAACCAGUUCCUAAUAAACACCAGUUCAGAGUUGGCGUUGAUGUAUAACGAUACCUCGGUGCUGGAGAACCACCACCUCGCUGUGGGCUUUAAACUGCUCCAGGAAGACAAUUGUGACAUUUUCCAAAACCUCAACAAGAAACUAAAAGACUCCCUCCGCAAGAUGGUGAUCGACAUGGUGCUGGCCACAGAUAUGUCCAAACACAUGAACUUCUUGGCGGACAUGAAGACAAUGGUGGAAACCAAGAAAGUGACAAGUCUGGGAGUCUUGCUGCUCGACAACUACUCUGACCGCAUUCAGGUUCUGCAGAACAUGGUCCACUGUGCUGACCUGAGCAACCCGACCAAGCCGCUGGAGCUGUACCGGCAGUGGACAGACCGCAUCAUGGUGGAGUUCUUUACCCAGGGAGACCGAGAGCGGGACAAGGGCAUGGAGAUCAGUCCCAUGUGUGACAAACAGAACGCCUCCAUAGAGAAGACGCAGGUGGGGUUCAUCGACUACAUUGUCCAUCCUCUGUGGGAGACCUGGGCAGACCUGGUGCAUCCGGAUGCCCAGGACAUCCUGGACACUCUGGAGGACAACAGGGAGUGGUACCAGAGCAUGAUCCCCCACAGCCCGUCGCCUUCCAGCCCAGAGGAUCACCUUGUUGAGGGGGAGCCUGGAGGAGGAGCCUUGGGAGCAGGAGGAUCUGUCCAUUCAGGAGGAGGAGGUGGAGGGGACAAGUUCCAGUUUGAACUCACACUUGAGGAAGAGGAGGAGGAGGUGAUGGAGUCUGAUUCAGAGAGCCCCACAGAGGAUGAGUCCCAAUGGGGUAAGGAGCAGCAGCAGGACUCCUCCUCCCCUUCUCUGUCCCCGGACCCUCGCAGCAGCAACACCAGGUACCGCCCUCCUUCGCCUCACCCCCCACGGACCCUGAGUUUAGCCGCUAUGUCGGUGCAGAGCUCCCUUUCUCAAAGACAGCUGGCCGAAGACAGGGACAAUGAACUGAGCCAGGAGGGCGACGGUGUGACCUGUCUGCGAAUGGACACGUAACAACCAGCACAACCUGCCCUGCCUAAUAUACACAAAGCACUGGGUGUAGGAAGAAGGAGGCAGGGCAGGCAUUUUCAAAUAAGGUCUGUAAAAUCACCACAGUCCCUUUACACUGGAGACACCCUCUCUGGAGAACAGAGGGAUGUCCCCCCGUCCCCCUCUGCUUUAUUUGAUUUUUCAGCAGAAGAUGAAUUGUUUUAGCCUCUCUUCGGGUGCCUGAUAGGCCUUUGUGUCCCAUCCUGCUUCGUUGUAGCCUCAGUUCUGCUGCAGUUGACUGGAAGAAGAAGAAGAAGAAGAAGAAGAAGAAGAGUGGAGCUGAGGCACGAUAUUCUAACUACUACACAAGAUAAAAGGAAACGUCUUUCUACACAGCACAGCAACUCUUUGUCACUUUUGGACAAGAGCGGCGGAGGCGCAUCACAGUGGUCGAACAGGGUCUUGGAAAUUUUUAGUUUAGUUUUUAGUUUAAUUUAUGAAAUUAUUAGGUCAGUUCAAGUGGAGAAAAAGUUUUUUUUUUUUUCAAGAAUGAUGUGAGAAACAGACACUUUUACCAAAUACCGGAUGUAGGUGAGCGGCGAGAGAAUUAAAAAGCUCAGGGUAUGAAGAGAAACUAAAAACAAACUAAUGUAGCAUGAAUGUAGUCGAUUCCCUGGACCUAACUCUCUGAGUUACCUCCAAACAUGUUUAACCCGUGUGUCUGUGUUUAAUGGAAAACCCUUUAAUGAGCGAUUUGGCAAAGUAAGCAAUCAAAGAUAAAUGAUUAAAACCAACGCGUAGCACAACAAGGAUGGAACAUUGAAAAAGACUGAAGGCAUACCCCCAAUCCCAUGUGUUUAAAAACCAAAAGACUCACCCCCUGUAUGGUAUGUUCAAGCUUCUUCGUCUUUUUUUUUUUUUUACCCAAGAUGAUUUUAAAUGAUUUGUGGACAGUUCUUUGUUGUAUGUUUGCUGGUCUCAUCUGUGUUUAUGAGCUUAAAAAGCUUCUCUUUUUUUAUCAGGGUGCCUCCAGUCCGCAGUAGCACUUUACCAUCUCUGCUGUACAGCUCCUUCAUUCAGUCAUACUAAGGGCUUCACCCAAUGUAGACCUAGUGAUCAGCAGCAGUAGAGGGUUUCUGAUGCUGGCUACCAUAAGGCAGGGCGGGAAAGCCGGGGAUCUGGUGGUCAGCUAACACGCGGUCUGUGUUUUAAGAAACUUAUAUGAUAUGAUAUUCAACCAUCCAGAAAACCAGGGUUCAGUUAUUUUGGAAAUACAUUUUUAAACUGACUGAACCCUAUAAGUAAAGCUGCAGUGAUUUUAAAUAUCAAACCUCAGUCUAAUGUUAAAGGAGUAAUCCAGUAAUGUAAUAUUGCACUCUUGAUCCUUGUAUUCAAACUAAUUUCCCCACUUGGUAAAUGCCUGCAUAAAAAAAACAACCUUUUAUUUUAAAUAAUCUGAAUUAAGCAAUUAUGACAUCAUUUAUAACUCCUUAACUAAAACAAAUCGCUCCCAGUUGACUCGUGUUACUCGCUGACCACAGGAUCUGCAUCACAAGGAGCAGCACACUUUCAGAUGUUUUUGAGAGAAAUCACUCGCCUGUAGUUGCUAAGCCGACUUCAUGUCAUCACGAAAUCUCGACUGGGAUAACUGUGUGCCACGAGUGUUGAAAACUCACAAAACACCUGCCAGCCUAUGAUUAAUGUACAUUAUUACACUAGAGAUUUUAACGCGAUGAUUGUAUAUCGAAGUCUCAGACUUUGUAGUGUUAGGUUUUACAAAUGAUAGAUGUCAACGAUGUUAUUUAAAGCAGACAAUUUUAAUAGAUUUUGUGCAGCGUAGGCGUCGUCGUCGGUUCAGCCCUUUCAUAAUCAGAUAGCUGCGACCAGAGAAUGUGUCUAGUUUCAGGAGUUCCAUGACUCUUUCUGUACCAAGUACAUGUUCCGUCUAGAUCAGGAUUAGUCGCCGUCACUGAGUUAGAACUGACCAGGAAGUAAACAAGCACUAGUUAGGAUAGGACAUGAUGUACAUCCUGGUCAGGCAGUGGUAGAAAACACUAGUCUAACAGUAUUACAUGAACUCAGCUAGUAAGCUUUAAUGAUAAGCCUUACAUGUGAUUGGAACCUGAUGUAAAAAAAAAAAAGAGGAAAAAAAAAAGAAGACAAUUUUGCCGAUUUUAAUAGUCUCAGAACGCCAUUUGAUUCACAGUUCUGUCUUCAUGUUUCGUAGGUUCCUUCAGUUCUGGAAACUGGAGAAGUGUUUAGCAUAAUCAUUUUAUGUCAUUCAUCCAUAAAGAGCCUUCAAUGGUUUGGAAAUUCAUCAAACCGUAGCUGAAAAAAGGGGGUUUUCUCGUGACAGCAGUGACAUUCUGGCAUUUGACAGAAUAAAUAUUUGCUAUGAAAACGUUGGAGAGAUUCAGUUUCCCGUUUAGUUUUCAUGUCCGCAAUCGCACACUUUAUUUGAUGAAUCAACCGUAGAUGCCUUCAUGUAAUGAAAACACCAUGUGGACCUCAGCAGCUGGGUUAUCAGACUUUCCUGUAGCGCCAUCAAGAGGACAAAGUUCAUACUUGCACACACAAGAAAUGUCAAGCAAUUAUGAUGAAUGCUCUGUGGCCUUCCUGCCUGACUAAACCUUUUUCUUUUUUUUUACAUUCAUCAUGUUGUCAUAUUGCAGCCGAGUGGAGCGUUCCAUGUUCACUGCCUGAAAAGCUGCUCAGUGAUGUCUUUAUCAUCACUGCACCAUCAAGUUACAACUUAAUUCUAAAGAAUUCAUUGUGUGUAGACUUCUAGUCAACGCCGUCUUUAUAGAAAAAUCCCCAGGUGAUUUAAAAUAUUUGACAUUGUGGUGAUAUUUAUUAGGAAGGAAAGUAGCUCAAACACCAGCAAGUUAGUAAUAUUAUGAAAUGAACAUGUAUUACACUCAGUCCAAAACAUCAAGGCAGUCAUUCAGCAAUAUAAAAAGAAACAAGGAAAGGAAAUUCUUCCUUUUACAAUGUCUGCCUCUUCAGAGUGAACCUCAUCUGCUUUUUCCUCAUCGUGUACUUUGUUUCCCGUUGAUUAUUCUGUUCUAAACACAACCUGCAGCACAGGGAGUUUUUAACUUCCCCAGUUUGUAUGAAACAAACUGAAGCACUGGAUAUUUUGUACACGCCGUGACCAGAAAAGCAUAAAGUGAACAUCAAGACCAGGACGACGUGAUCAUCACUAAUGCUCUUUUCUUCUUAAAAGUACCCUGAACAGAAACCUCACCAUUUUCUUGAACUUGUCUUCAUCAGCAUGUUAAACUGUGGCUCUUCACAGGAAGUCAUCAGUGCUAUACUGUGUUAAAUGUGUUGCCGAGCAGCCGCAAAGUCGCUGCUCUGCGCUCCGUUAAUGUGUCGCGUUGUCGUUGCCGCCCCCCCCCCCCGUCAUUAACGUUCAAGCCGUCUCAUUUUCUCAGCAUAUGUGCGUCUUGUAAAAAAAAAAAAAAAAAAAAAUCUUUAUUUAUUCCUCAAAAUGCUUCUGUGGAGACAAAGUACUGUAACAUUGGACAAUUGACUUUGUCAUGGAGCCUAAAAAUCAAGUAUACUUUACAAGUAUGGAAAGAUGUAUGCCACUCCAAUGUUUUUGUCAAAUAUAUUUUUGUUUCUCAUUUUUAGCCAAAGGAGUUUGAGAGUUUUAAGUGGAAAAUGCCAAUAAAUUAUAUGGAAAUUUA
Solea solea (common sole) is the source of this 6306-nucleotide messenger RNA. RefSeq names its product cAMP-specific 3',5'-cyclic phosphodiesterase 4D-like. Gene Ontology annotation, molecular function: 3',5'-cyclic-AMP phosphodiesterase activity. NCBI's taxonomy places the organism in Eukaryota, Metazoa, Chordata, Actinopteri, Pleuronectiformes, Soleidae. The transcript has 15 exons. Gene Ontology annotation, biological process: signal transduction. Gene Ontology annotation, cellular component: perinuclear region of cytoplasm; cytosol; nucleus. Bases 455 to 2638 code for a protein of 727 amino acids. The record is from RefSeq and is a predicted model, not a curated record.